AACUCGAAGGAACAGGGGCUUCAUGAGCAGGAUUUCAAAAUGCUAGCUAGUAGAUCAGUGUUGUGCGUAUGUCGUCACGUUGGUUAUUUAUGCUUAACCUCAACUUUGCGGAAGAAAGUAUUACGCAAUAUUAACACUUCGAUAGUACACAGCAUACUUCCUGAAGCAUCCUACGGAUCAUUUGGCAAGAUACAUCUCUUGUACAAAGAUUAUCUAUAACGUUACUAACUGAAUACUUUAUCUUCCACAUCCUUGUACAUACAUAUAUCUACGAUGGAGAGAGUUAGGAAAGCAUCCACGGAAGAGAGCCUGAAUUUCAUCAGGCAGUCCUUGAAAUCGAACGAGAUGGAUCACCUCGAAGGGACUCACUUCGACGGAUUGUAUCCACACGUGUUUGUCACACUUGGAGCCUCCGGCGACUUGGCUAGGAAAAAGAUCUACCCGACGCUAUGGUGGCUGUUCAGGGACAACCUCUUACCAAAAACUACGAAAUUCGUUGGUUACGCGCGUACUAACAUGACCGUGGCGCAACUACGGGAAAAAUGUCAUUCGUACAUGAAGGUGAAGCCGGGCGAGGAGCGAAAGUACGAAGAAUUCUGGAAGCUGAAUCACUACAUCGCCGGAUCGUACGACUCGGAAUUAGCGUUCACGAUGCUGAACAACGAGCUAAAGAAAUAUGAGCAAGGCUACCCGAACGCUCACCGAUUGUUUUACUUGGCCUUGCCGCCGAGCGUGUUCGAAAAUGUCACUGUGCACAUUAGAAACGUUUGCAUGGGCGAGAAAGGUUGGUCCAGGGUGAUCAUAGAAAAACCUUUUGGCAGAGACGCCAUCACGUCGCAACGUCUGUCGGAUCAUCUGGCAUUGUUGUUCAAAGAGGAACAGAUUUACCGUAUCGAUCACUAUCUGGGGAAGGAAAUGGUACAGAAUCUAAUGACCCUUAGAUUCGGUAAUAGAAUAUUCAGCCCUACGUGGAACAGGGACAACGUGGCGUCUGUGCAGAUCACGUUCAAGGAACCGUUUGGUACCCAAGGUAGAGGCGGCUACUUCGAUGAGUUCGGUAUCAUAAGGGACGUGAUGCAAAAUCACUUGUUGCAAAUCUUGUCCCUGGUCGCGAUGGAGAAACCCGCGUCUUGCCAUCCGGACGAUAUCAGGAACGAGAAGGUGAAGGUUUUGAAGUGCAUGAAACCUCUGGAACUCGAGAAUGUCGUGUUGGGUCAGUACGUUGGAGAUCCAGACUCGAAGGAUCCUGACGCACGAUUGAGUUAUUUGGACGAUCCUACUGUACCCUCGGGCUCCAAUACCCCCACGUUUGCUCUUGCUGUUUUGACAAUUAAUAACGAACGUUGGGACGGUGUUCCAUUCAUCCUUAGGUGCGGAAAAGCUUUAAACGAACGGAAGGCGGAAGUACGAGUGCAGUAUCAGGAUGUGUCUGGUGAUAUAUUCGAUGGAAAGGUGAAGAGGAACGAAUUGGUGAUAAGAGUGCAACCUGGUGAAGCUUUGUAUAUUAAAAUGAUGACCAAGUCGCCUGGUAUUACCUUUGAUAUGGAGGAAACUGAGUUGGACCUCACGUAUGGUAGUAGAUACAAGGAUCUAAAACUUCCCGACGCGUACGAACGAUUAAUUUUGGAUGUAUUUUGCGGGUCGCAAAUGCACUUCGUGCGUAGCGAUGAAUUGUCGGAAGCAUGGAGAAUCUUCACGCCUUUGCUCCAUCAAAUAGAGAACGAACAAAUUCAACCGAUUUUGUACAAAUACGGAUCUCGUGGCCCUAAGGAAGCCGAUGAAAUGGCAAAGUUAAAUAAUUUCGUGUAUUACGGCUCCUACAAGUGGGUGAAGCCAUAGCUUCUGGAGUUCCUUUGAUAUACAUGUCGAAUGAUGUGCACAUGGUAUACAAGUCGCAAAAAUCUGUACUACGAUUCAUUAUCUGUGAUCAUAACAUUCCGUAUUUUUAUAUCAAUAUAUACACGGUACUUACUUGAAAUUUUAUAUACAUAUACUACAUGAUCCAAACAAAGUAUUACAAGCUGUUUUCAUAGAAGCCUAUGAAGAUGCCUCUUUGCUUGGAACACAUGGUAUAAAUAAUUUAUAUAUUUAUUGAGCUAAUACACCUUGUAAGUGUGAAGCACGUUUUGCUGGCAAAAGUAUACAGAUAAUGUAAUUACGUUCAAAUGACACAAACUAAGGACUGUAAGAUAUACAUAUACAUCUUAGAAAUAUCUAUAAAUAAAAUAUAAUCGUUCCAUUUUGUAAAUUUGUGUUGUAACGUCUUAGGAGACAUUGUUUUUAGGAUCUUGUUCGUCGACUGUGUUCUGGGGUCGGUUAGUGUCAAUUAUAUUGACCAUCAUUUUAUGCAAAGGUUCAUGGGGUACGACGUAUCUGGACUUAGGAUCAGUUCAGAUUUCAAUUUAUCAUUCAAGUUCAUGAUGAGACCUUGACUGAUGACUCCUUCGAAACGAAACGCACCUCUUUUUUUGCAGUUUCCGUUUUCUUUCCUUUUUCCUGACUCUUUCUACACAGUCCAUACGCCACGACCGGAACCCUAGGAUAGGGCUCAGGUAACAUCAUAACUUAUAGUAAUUGUUACAAAAUCUUUUAUACAUUUUUAUACGAGAAAUACAGUUUGAAAAUUUCGAGAACAAUUUAAAAAUUAGAACUUGCACGUAGACCAUAAUUUUAUUUAGUUCUGGAGAUUUAAACAUUACGCCAAUCACGUGGAAAAUUCUGUACAGUAGACGAAAUAUCAUAAAUUAUAGAGUACGUUGCGCUGAAAUUGUUUAAUCAUAUAAUUAUUACGCAAUAAAUAAAUGAGAGAAAGUUGAAUUAUUCAGUCUAUAAAUCGCAUAAUCUACACUUCACAUAUUCAACCAUCGAACGAAAUGAUGUCACUGAAGUAAAAUAUCGAUGUGUUUUCAUGUAACUGUUAUUCAGCUCUCUCAUACAAAGAAAUCAGCUAAACAUAAACACACGGGUCAGACAUACAUGAUUGCCACAUUUAAUGACCAACAGAGAAAAUGUUCAAUGUACAAAAUUACCAAAUUUA
Messenger RNA from Colletes gigas, 3037 nucleotides. RefSeq names its product glucose-6-phosphate 1-dehydrogenase (gene Zw). NCBI's taxonomy places the organism in Eukaryota, Metazoa, Arthropoda, Insecta, Hymenoptera, Colletidae. The transcript is spliced from 7 exons. Gene Ontology annotation, biological process: glucose metabolic process; pentose-phosphate shunt, oxidative branch. Gene Ontology annotation, cellular component: cytosol. Gene Ontology annotation, molecular function: NADP binding; glucose-6-phosphate dehydrogenase activity. The record is from RefSeq and is a predicted model, not a curated record. The coding region runs from base 274 to 1839 and encodes 521 amino acids.